AGCCCAGCCUCCUCUUCCUGCCAUGUCACUUUAGCAAGCUGAGUAAGCAGGGGUGGGGCAUGGGCUUGCGUGCUCUUUAGUUUGCCUUCUCUGAACAAGCAAAGACACCAUUUAAUUGGCAGCUGCGGGGAGAGCUUAAGAUCAGCAAGAAAAUACUUGCUUAGGAAUUUUAUUCUCUGGCUUGCUUUCUACCCUGUGGGGUCAGAACUUACUCAACGGCACGAAGGAAAGAAAAAUGCUAGCAUAGUGCUAACACAAGGAAGUCUGUUCCCACGUAACUCGGAAAGUAACUUUUAAACGGAUUUAUCUGAAGUACUUUCUACAGCACCACAGGACGGAUCAACCUCUACAGAAAUAUGUGAAGAAGUUAAGCUUAAUUACACCUUCACUGUGGAUGAGGAGAUGCUCCCUGUCAUCCAGAACUACUAUGGCAUUUGGAAGAAAAUAAUUAUUUGCCAGUGACCAGCAGAAUGGUAUCUUCUCUGUUGAAUACUGAAAUUCAGCUGUGAAGUUUCAAAGUCAAGCUGGACCCACAUGAAAUCACUCAAGGACUGGUUUUACGCACCAUCUGAGGAUUUCACGGAGACUACAACAAAAUACAAGGUACGGCUUGACUGAAGAAGCAGCUAGUUUUAGCAGUUCAUUGCAUGACAAUGCUAAGCUCUAACUGUUCUGCUGAAGACUCCUUCAAGUAUACGUUGUACGGAUGCAUGUUUAGUAUGGUAUUUGUUCUUGGCUUAAUAUCCAAUUGCGUUGCUAUAUACAUUUUCACCUGCGUAUUGAAAGUACGAAACGAAACAACCACUUAUAUGCUUAACUUAGCAAUAUCAGACCUACUUUUCGUUUUCACCUUGCCCUUCAGGAUUUAUUACUUUGCAUCCAAAGACUGGCCAUUUGGAGACAUACUUUGCAGGAUUUCGGUCACACUCUUCUAUAUAAACAUGUACGGAAGCAUUUUCUUUUUGACUAGCAUAAGCAUUGACCGUUUUUUAGCCAUCGUCCACCCCUUUCGAUCUAAGGCUAUUCGAACAAGAAGAAAUGCCAAGAUCAUCUGCGCUGCGGUCUGGAUAACUGUGAUAGGAGGAAGCAUCCCAGCAAGCUUUUUCCAAUCCACCAAUGUUCAUGUCACCAUGGAAGGACUCCCCCAAAGGACAUGCUUUGAAAACUUUUCUGAAAAAAUUUGGAAAACCUAUCUUUCAAGGAUUAUAAUUUUCAUUGAAAUUGUAGGGUUUUUAAUUCCACUGAUAUUGAAUGUUACUUGCUCCACAAUGGUUUUAAGAACUUUAAAUAAGCCAGUUACACUAAGUCGGAAUAAAUUAAGCAAAAAAAAAGUCCUUAAAAUGAUUUUUGUUCAUUUGCUGAUUUUCUGUUUCUGUUUUGUGCCAUAUAACAUUACCCUAAUACUCUAUUCCCUGAUCAGAACACAAACGUGGAUUAAUUGUUCAGUAGUUGCUGCUGUCAGGACUAUGUAUCCAAUCACUCUAUGUAUUGCAGUUUCAAACUGUUGCUUUGACCCCAUAGUUUAUUAUUUUACUUCAGAGACUAUUCAAAAUUCAAUAAAAAUGAAGAGCUGGUCGACUAGAAGAUACGAUAAUAGAUUCCCUGAAACUAAGGGUUCUGACAAAUUCGUUCAACAUGGCCUCCAGACCAUAAAAACAAGAAUAUUUGACAGUGAAUCUGCAAUAUAAAUGGAAACGAGAGAAUGGAAGAGACAGAAUGAACCUUAAAAAAAAUCUGUAGGUAUUUUGUUUCUUUGUAUAAGGAGUUGCUUGUAUGUUUGUACAUAGAACAAUUAAGAUUAUAUUGAUUAAAGCAAUUAUUUAAAACUA
Messenger RNA from Podarcis muralis (Common wall lizard), 1829 nucleotides. It is a transcript of the gene LPAR6, whose product is annotated as lysophosphatidic acid receptor 6. The record is from RefSeq and is a predicted model, not a curated record. Gene Ontology annotation, cellular component: plasma membrane. Gene Ontology annotation, molecular function: lysophosphatidic acid receptor activity. Gene Ontology annotation, biological process: positive regulation of Rho protein signal transduction; phospholipase C-activating G protein-coupled receptor signaling pathway. NCBI's taxonomy places the organism in Eukaryota, Metazoa, Chordata, Lepidosauria, Squamata, Lacertidae.